AAAUUAUUUAUUCGAGGAAUUGAUAUUGUGAAGAAAGGGAAAUCAAAAUAUUUUAAGAAUGUGUGUGAAAAGGUGAUGAGAAAGAUUGUGGAUAUGAAUAAUGAGAUGGGUGUGUUUGAUACUGUUUUGUCAAUGAUUGAAUCAAAUAUGAAGAUGAAUGAAUUCGCGAACCGUAUGCUAAAGAGAGAUAUCAAAAUUGAAGAGGGUGAACGAUUUGAUUAUUAUAUUAUUAAACAUCCCGAUAGAAAUGCAAAGAUUCAUCAGAAGAUGGUUCUCGUGAAAUAUUUUGAUGAUAAGAAGAUGAAAAUUGACAUGAAAUAUUAUAUCAAGACUCUUAUCGGAACAUUAGCACAUUUUAUUAAUCAUUAUGAUCAAUUUCAAACAAAUAAUAUUGAUUAUAAAAAGAGAGAUGAGACUAGUCAGAAAAAUGCAGAGAAAUUUUUGAGAGAUUAUGUCACGAUGAUUGAUGAUAGGAUGACAAGUUAUGAUAUUCGCGAUUUUUUUCUAAUUCCAGCUUCAACUAAAAGAAUAAAUUUGAAACAAGAGAAUGGUGGUCGAGAAAAAU
Messenger RNA from Acaulospora morrowiae, 565 nucleotides. Lineage: Eukaryota; Fungi; Glomeromycota; Glomeromycetes; Diversisporales; Acaulosporaceae. The record is from the annotation of a GenBank genome assembly.